Sphaeramia orbicularis (orbiculate cardinalfish) is the source of this 3484-nucleotide messenger RNA. Its product is annotated as toll-like receptor 1. The transcript has 2 exons. Gene Ontology annotation, biological process: toll-like receptor signaling pathway; inflammatory response; immune response. NCBI's taxonomy places the organism in Eukaryota, Metazoa, Chordata, Actinopteri, Kurtiformes, Apogonidae. Gene Ontology annotation, molecular function: protein binding; transmembrane signaling receptor activity. Bases 104 to 2602 code for a protein of 832 amino acids. Gene Ontology annotation, cellular component: plasma membrane. The record is from RefSeq and is a predicted model, not a curated record.
AACUGUUGUAGUGGUUGAUUUGCUUUCUGUUAGAACUCAGAGGAUAAAAGUCAGAGUGGCUCAGUCUUUAAUAACUGACCAGAAAACUCCUGUCUCUGAAGCCAUGUCUACGCAAAGUACAAAUGCUGCUGUGCUGUUUGGGAUCAUUACCAUCCUGUCCCUGCUGAGAUCAGACUGCAUGGCUGUGGAAACAGAUGAAAAUGGAUCUAACCGGUGUGUCUACACGAGGCAACAGAUGCAAGACCGUUCAUAUCAAAACUUAACAGAGGUUCCCUCAGGUCUUCCCAGUGACUUAAAGUAUCUGGAUAUGUCUCACAAUUCUAUCCCAAAACUAGGAGAAGCUGCCCUCUCUGGACUUGCCCAGCUCUGUUUCCUGAAAAUGACUCACUGUGGUCUGGAGGAAAUUUCACCCAGUGUGUUUAAUCACACUCCAGUUCUCAAAGUUCUCAAUGUGUCUCAUAAUUAUUUAAAAGUAAUUCCUGACUUUUCACUGAAGCAACUGAUAAUCCUUGAUUUGGCUCAUAAUUUGUAUGACAGUUAUCAAAUACCAGAAUCAUACCAGGACCUGCAAAAUCUGACAAGGCUUUAUUUAGGAAGUACAGCUGCUCUGUCUGUGAACUCCAACGAUUUUAAUCCUCUGACAAACCUGUCUUUGCCACACCUGGAGUUUGGAGCUGGAAUUCAGUGGCAGAAAUACGAGACAGGUGCUUUUGCAAAACUCAAGUCUCUCCAAAAGUUGUCUCUUCAUGCAUCUUUCUGUGAUGAUUUCAGGAUGUUUGAUGCUGUCCUCAGGGACGUGAAUAAAACAGGAACAACAUCUCUGAGAUUAAUCACUGUAUUUCCAGACAACUGCAACAUUACUGGUAACCCUUUUAAGAGUCUGAGAACAAUGACAUCAAUACAGAGUCUUACGAUAGAAAACACUUGGAUAAACAGCUCAUUCAUGGAGGUGUUUCUGAAGAACCUGUGGCUGUCCUCUGUAACUGACCUCUCAUUUGUCAACAUGACUUACAACGAAGACACACCUGACGGAUUCCAAUUUCGCACUAUUAAUCACACAUUCAGUCUUCGCUCAGUUACGUUUGAUGGUAUAAACCAUUAUCAGUACAAAUACCCUACAUUUAACAUGAGCUUUGACCUCAUUUCCAACCUGGAGUAUUUGAAGUUCUCAGGAAGUGGAAUGAACAUUUUGCCGUGUAAACUCAUAUCUGUCCUACCCUCACUGGAGACUCUGGAUCUGUCAGAUAACCUCCUGAUAGAUACAGGCUUCUGGUGGCCUGGUUGUUCAUAUACAUCUGUCUUCCCCAAACUGAAACAUUUGUCACUGAGUAAAAACAGGUUCCAGAGUCUUUUAUUUAUUGCACAGCAGACGCAUCAGAUGAAGACACUGAAGUCGCUGGACCUCAGUUUCAACUCCCUCAAACUGGAUGGGGUCCAUCCAUGGCCUGAACAACUGAAAGAGCUAAAUUUAGGAAACAACAACCUCGGCAAUGGUGUUUUUAAAUACCUGUCUUCAAACUUUGAGAGGAUUGACUUGUCGAAGACUGGAAUAACCACUAUAACACAAGAUGAUCUGUCUCCUUUCACCAGGCUGACAGACCUCUAUCUCAGCUCCAAUCAAAUCCAGGUGAUCCCUGCAUCUCUCAAAGCCCCAGCACUGGUCAGUCUUUACAUAGACCAGAACGCUAUCACAUCUAUUUCCAAGGAGGCCUUGUCAGGGUUUACCAGUCUCCAGAUCUUAAAAGCCGGAAACAAUCCAUUCACCUGCUCAUGUGACUCUUUUUGGUUUGUCACACAUCUCAACAAGUCUUUGCUUCCUGACUGGCCCCUGCAAUAUAUAUGUAGUACCCCACCAUCAUAUGCAGGUCUGUCGCUCUCAGGUUUAAAUGAGCUUUCAUGUGAGACAUGGCUUCAGGCUACAGUCGCUUUGUCUGUGAUCGUGGUUAUAUCUGGCAUCACUGGGCUGGUGUUCUACAAAUGUGAUGGUGUGUGGUAUACAAAGAUGUUAUGGGUAUGGAUCAGAGUGAAGAGGAGAGGCCAGAAACGGUCCCACAUGUUACAGAAUGUGUCGUUCACUUAUCAUGCCUUCAUCUCCUACAGUCACCAUGACGCUGACUGGGUGGACAACCAGCUCGUGCCCUCCCUGGAAGGCACUGGGUUUUCCCUUUGCAUUCACGAGCGAGACUUUGUCCCAGGUGACUGGAUCAUAGAUAACAUUAUCAACUGUGUGGAGUCCAGCUACAAGACUGUGUUUGUCCUCUCUGAACAUUUUGUCCAGAGCGAAUGGUGUAACUACGAGCUCUUCUUUGCCCAACACAGAGCCAUCAGUGUCCAACAGGAUUCUCUGGUCUUCAUCUUACUGGAGCCCAUUCCAACCAACUCUCUGCCCAAGAAGUUCCUAAGACUGAGGAGUCUGCUGAGGCAACAGACGUACCUUGAGUGGCCAAAGGAUGAACGGAAGCAGCAGAUUUUCUGGGCAAGCCUUAAAUCCAUGUUGCAAAUGGGAAACAAGUCCAUGGUUUUGAAAGAUGUGGCUUUGGCCAUUUCAGAUAUGGCCCCUCUGAUCACAAACUCAGCUGAAGAACUUCCUGUUGAAUUAUAAAUACUGUGUGACUAUGAUGAUAAUUCAAGAUUGUCUAAAUGUUUUUAAACAGUGAAGGUUUUGAUACUAGACAUUGUAGGUAUUUGACAGUUGUUUAAUCAAGUACUAAAUUGUAGAAUAUUCUUACAGAGAGCUGUGUAGUUGGUGGCUAAUCCAGAAGUUAGUAUCAUCCCAAUUUCUUGACCAAAACUCAACAUGUUUUUUUCUGGUGGUAGUUUGUAGAUAUUUUUAAUUUGAGUGACAGCAAGUCAUAUCUGAUAAACCUUAAAAUCUACCUUUUUUUUUUUUUUUUUUUUUUAAGUUUUUCUGUUUUUUAAUACAUGAAUAGUGAAAUUUCUCCAUAGAUAUAUCACAUACCAUGCAUGAAAACUGGUGGAUUUUAAUCCAAAUCCGGAACUACUAUAAAAAAAAUAUGUUCGAUUUAUAUUUAUUUGUCAAACAUGAUGAAUGAUAAUCUGUGAUUACUCAACGACAUGCUGUAUUCUGAUAGUACAAGAUGUGGAAAAUCAUUGGACUUACACAAUAGUUGUACUUUCAUCAAUGAGCUCAUCAUCAAGGAAUUUCUAGUAAAAGAGAAGCUAAAGAAAAAAAAUAUUAUAUCAUUUUAAUAUGAACUGCAUUGUCGUCAAAGGAAGAAAUUCAUUUAUUUGUGAGUAUAUUCAAUCAGUCAGAACAAUGUGAUUCAAGUGGUGUGUAUUUUUCAUUCAAGUGAUAACACCUAAUUAUUUGUACAGCAUUUGAAUAUUUCAGCUAACUAUACUGUAAAUAGAGAUGCAAUUUUAUAUAUACACUCAACAAAAACGCACCACUUUUGUUUUUGCUCCCAUUUGUCAUGAGCUGAACUCAAAGAUCUAAAACUUUUUCUGUGUACACACAAGGUUU